Messenger RNA from Closterium sp. Yama58-4, 1554 nucleotides. The record is from the annotation of a GenBank genome assembly. NCBI's taxonomy places the organism in Eukaryota, Viridiplantae, Streptophyta, Zygnematophyceae, Desmidiales, Closteriaceae.
CUGGCUGCCAGGCUGGCGGGGAGGGUGUCUGACGUCAGCACGGUGCAUGGCGGGGUGAGGUUCACCACAGACGCUGCUGCUGAGGAGCUGCAGCAGUUGAGGGCGGCGGACAACCUGUACGCGUUUGUAGCCUCAAGGGAGGACGUGCCACAUGGCAAGGAGGCCAUUGACUACCUGACAGCACUGCCAGCUCAGAUAGACUGGCAGCCAGCCCUCUCGCUCUUCCACCAAUGGCAGCAGCGCAGGGAGGAUGGGAUGACGUCAGCAGCAGGCGAGAACAGACAGGAGCUGACGUCAUCAGUGGAGGGGCCUGAAAAAUCACCUGAGAGGAAGAGGCUGAGGCAGGAGGGAGAGGAUGCGGGGGUGGUAACACCUGGGGCAACAGACACUGCUGUUGUGACACCACCUGAAGGAGCACCUGGGGGAACACCUGAAGCAGCACCUGGGGGAACACCUGAAGCAGCACCUGGGGGAACACCUGAAGGAGCGCCUGAGGGAAUGCGUGAGGGAGGCAAGGCAGCGGUGGCGGCAGCAGAGGCAGCAGCUGGAGGAGCAGCAGAGAGGCAGGGUUCCAGUGGGCUGCAGUUUAGAGUGACGUGUCACCGAGUGUGUAUGAAGCAGACAAAACACGGGUUCUCCUCCCCUGAAGCUGCUGGCGCCUUGGGCGAGGGCCUUUUGGGAAUCUUCCCGUCCUGGACUGUCAGCCUUCGCCAGUUUGAGUUGGACGUGCUAGCAUGGAUCCGGGACUCCAGUCUCACACUGCUCGUCUCACUCAUCUACGCGGACUCCCCGAAGGCAAACGAAGAGAGGUCAACAGAGCAACAGAAGGAGCAAUCCAAGGAGCAACAGGCGGAGCAACCCAAGGAGCAACGGAAAGAGCAACCCAAGGAGCAACAGACGGAGCGAUUGAGGGAGCAUGAGGCGGGGCAGGCCAAUGGAGGCAGCAAGCAUGUGGGCAAGGGCGACAGCAGCAGGGAGGGCAAGAAGAACACGGGGAGGGCAGUUCAAGCGAGGUCACACAACGCAGAGAGACAGCUCUACUCCUCUCGCACCUACCGCAAGGCCCUCGUCCCCACGUCCCUCAAGCCCAGCACGGCAUUCGCCCUCCUGCAACUGGCGGACAUCCACCCCGGCCACAUCGUACUCGAUCCCAUGUGUGGCUGUGGAACUCUCCCUCUGGAGGCGGCUGAUUGGUUGAAAAGCCGAGUCAGUGCAUUUGGGGGGGAUAAAGACACUGGGGCUGUUGAUGCUGCUGCAACCAAUAACAUCGCCUUGAGAACCGCUGCUGCCAAUAGCAUCGCAUUGAGAACCGCUGCAGCCAAUAGCAGCACCUUGGGAAUGGCUGCUGCGAAUGGGGAUGUAGCAAGGAAGAGCCAAGGGGGCCACGUGGCAGGCUGUGAUUGGCUGGUCUGGGAUGCCACUGCCCUGCCGCUGCGAACCGGCUGUGUGGAUCGGGUGCUCUGUGACAUGCCCUUCGGGGUGCGGUGUGGUGAGUGGUGGAAAGCGGUGACAAGUGGGCACAAAGAGGUGACAAGUGGUGAAAAAAGGUGUUAA